This is a messenger RNA of Macrobrachium nipponense, 1200 nucleotides long. RefSeq lists its product as uncharacterized. The transcript has 3 exons. The record is from RefSeq and is a predicted model, not a curated record. Gene Ontology annotation, cellular component: transcription regulator complex; nucleus. Gene Ontology annotation, molecular function: DNA binding. The coding region runs from base 328 to 1092 and encodes 254 amino acids. Lineage: Eukaryota; Metazoa; Arthropoda; Malacostraca; Decapoda; Palaemonidae. Gene Ontology annotation, biological process: regulation of transcription by RNA polymerase II.
GCACACUGGCGACUUUGUAGAGCCACAAGUGGCUGCGUUUUGUGGCGGGGAUAUUUUCUCCCAUAGGUUCCCAUUGUUUUCAAGCUUUGCCGAUCACACUUGUGUCUGUGGCUCGCGACUGUGGCAAGCUGUCGCUCGUCCCCGCCACAAACAGCGCAUUUUGUGGCGGCGUUUUGUGGCUGGCUGAGAGCACACAAGCGACUUCUGGCGACCACAUGUGGCUGCUAAUCAGUGAUGCAGGAAACUUCGUUGAGGUGAGGUGUGUGUUGUCCCGCUGUUCAAACAAGAGUGUGACUUGACAAACUUGUAGUCUGGGCUGUAUCUGCCAUGGCUUCAUUCGGCUUUGACACAGACCGAUUUAUUAUUGAAAUACAAGAUAGGCCAGCGAUUUGGGACGUGCGCCUCAAGGAAUACAGCAACAAAAUUUUGAAAGCAAAGGCAUGGGAGGAAUUGUGCUCUAUAUUCGUACCCAACUUCAAUGAGUUGGAUUGCCAAGGAAAAAACAAAGCAACUACAGAUCUACAACGGAAAUGGAAGAGUUUGAGGGACUCCUAUAGAAGAGAAUUGACAUUGUCGAAGAAAGAAAAAUCGGGAUCUGGCGCAGGAAGUGGGAGGAAGGAAUAUUUGUACUUCAAACAGCUGUCUUUUCUUCAAGAAAUUUGCGCAACAAAACCACAUGCAGCUGAAAGUGUCGAGGAUACUACAGUGCAGGGAGAUGAACGAGAAAACCCAGGAGAGCCUGCACCUUCCACUUCUAAUGUAAAAAGGAAGAAAUCAACUGUACAUUCGGAUGAAAAGAUUAUUCUGGAAGCUUUAGCUAGGAAAGCAACCGCCCCUCACGAUCAUGAUAAAGAUUUCCUUCUUGGUCUGGUGCCUGACUUCAAGAGUAUUCCUGAGAGUGUCAAGUUCGAUGCUAAGCUUGAAAUCAUGAAUGUGAUCAAGAGGUAUAAACAACAUCCUAGCAUCAUGCAUGCACAAUCAACAGUACCUCAAAGCCAACCCGUACUACCCUGUACACCAUCACCUGCACAACUAUCUGAAACACAAGCGGUAUCCCCAUGGUCGGAUGAUUCAGUCAUGAGUAAUUUCUGAACAAAACACUGAAGUGACAACACAAAUGUUAUCAUUGGAAGCAUUCAUAAUCUUAGCGAUAUAGGAAAGGAAAUAUAGCUUUGUAUUGCAGUACAGUUUCAUUGAAAU